Messenger RNA from Anisakis simplex (herring worm), 608 nucleotides. NCBI's taxonomy places the organism in Eukaryota, Metazoa, Nematoda, Chromadorea, Rhabditida, Anisakidae. The record is from the annotation of a GenBank genome assembly.
UGAUCACUGUUAGAAAUACAAUUGAACAUAAAUGUCAGGAAGGUCGCUUGCCACCACCUGAUCUAAAUGAAGAACCGCCUCCACCUCGCGAGCCAAUACCAACAUCUAGGUCUGAAAAGGAACUAAAAUCGCCAACAACCUCUCGAGCUCCUUCGGAAGCUUGCCCACUCUUAACUGAUCCACCGUCUCCACCAACCACCAACAAUCGAUCAAGAACGACAUCUGUCGUGUCAGAAGACUCUGCGAAAUCCAGGUCAGCAUCGAUUUCGACAUGCAAAACUAGUCCGGAGUUGAUACUCAGAAAUGCGGUGCUCAUGUCCCAACGCUCACUGAGGUCGUCACAAAUGCUCGAGACGCAAUCCAUCGAAACGGUUAUCGAGCAACGCGAAGUAGUAGCCAUCAGUAUGCCAGAUGAUGAAAACUCACAAAGUGACAUCCUUAAUUUUGAUGAACCCGAGGAAGAUAGUGAAGAUGAUCAAGUUGAUGGUCAGCUGGAUGAUGAAGAGAUGGAAACAGAUGGUGAAUUAAGUGACCGAGCCAGUACGGCCACUUCCCCGACGCCUGAUGAUAUUAAAGGUUGGUAUGGACUCAUUCGAACUGUCUGGUGA